AUGAAAAUCGAGGAAGUAAAAAGUACUGCUAAAACUCAAAGAAUAUCAGCUCAUAGUCACAUUAAAGGAUUGGGAUUAGACGAAAAUGGUGUUCCUAUUCAAAUGGCAGCCGGUCUCGUGGGUCAAGAAUCGGCUAGAGAGGCUGCUGGUAUAGUAGUAGAUAUGAUAAGGAGUAAAAAAAUGGCAGGACGUGCAUUAUUAUUGGCAGGCCCACCAGGCACUGGGAAAACAGCUAUUGCUUUGGCCAUUGCUCAGGAACUUGGUAAUAAAGUACCGUUUUGUCCAAUGGUGGGAAGUGAAGUAUAUAGUACAGAGAUUAAGAAAACAGAAGUCCUAAUGGAAAACUUUCGUCGCGCCAUUGGCCUCCGCAUCCGAGAGACCAAGGAGGUGUUUGAAGGCGAAGUGACUGAACUCACACCAGUAGAAACAGAAAAUCCUGCUGGAGGAUAUGGUAAAACUGUUUCACAUGUUAUAAUUGGAUUGAAGACGGCAAAAGGUACAAAACAAUUGAAAUUAGACCCUACCAUCUAUGAGGCAUUACAAAAGGAAAAAGUAGAAGUGGGUGAUGUAAUUUAUAUAGAAGCUAACUCUGGUGCUGUCAAGCGUCAAGGACGAAGUGAUACCUUUGCAACAGAAUUUGAUCUUGAGGCUGAAGAAUAUGUUCCUCUACCAAAAGGGGAUGUACACAAAAAGAAAGAAGUAGUUCAAGAUGUGACUUUGCAUGAUUUGGAUUGUGCAAAUGCACGGCCGCAGGGUGGGCAUGACAUUAUGUCGGUCAUGGGUCAGCUAAUGAAACCAAAGAAAACAGAAAUUACUGAUAAGCUAAGAAAAGAAAUUAAUAAAAUAGUAAACAAAUACAUAGAUCAAGGAAUUGCCGAAUUAGUUCCAGGGGUCUUGUUCAUUGAUGAGGUACACAUGUUAGAUAUAGAGACAUUCACGUACUUGCACCGUGCCUUGGAGUCUGCCAUUGCCCCAAUUGUUAUUUUCGCUACCAACAGAGGGCGUUGUCAAAUUAGAGGGACAGAAGACAUUAUUUCUCCCCAUGGUAUACCACUUGAUCUGUUGGAUCGAUUGUUGAUAAUUCGCACAUUACCUUACAAUAAGGCAGAGCUUUUACAGAUCCUGAAACUCCGCGCCUCCACGGAAGGUAUCGCAAUCGAAGAAGACGCCUUAUCGGCUCUCGCUGAAAUAGGUGCCAACAGUACCUUAAGAUACGCCGCGCAACUAUUGACGCCCGCCUCCCUGACGGCGCGGGCGGACGGCGCUCAGAGGAUCGCCCCGCCGCACAUCCAGGCCGUCCACACGCUGUUCCUGGACGCAAAGUCCUCCGCGCGCAUACUGACCCAGCACUCGGACAAGUACAUGAAG
Iphiclides podalirius (scarce swallowtail) is the source of this 1368-nucleotide messenger RNA. Lineage: Eukaryota; Metazoa; Arthropoda; Insecta; Lepidoptera; Papilionidae. The record is from the annotation of a GenBank genome assembly.